Messenger RNA from Lacerta agilis (Sand lizard), 990 nucleotides. RefSeq lists its product as uncharacterized. Bases 1 to 969 code for a protein of 322 amino acids. NCBI's taxonomy places the organism in Eukaryota, Metazoa, Chordata, Lepidosauria, Squamata, Lacertidae. The record is from RefSeq and is a predicted model, not a curated record. Gene Ontology annotation, cellular component: external side of plasma membrane. The transcript is spliced from 5 exons. Gene Ontology annotation, biological process: immune response; negative regulation of T cell proliferation; T cell costimulation.
AUGCUGUUGGCCACAUGCCUCGUUUUGUCCUCCGCAGUGUUUCCAGCCUACCUUUCGUUCCUGUAUCCAACUCAGAGGUUCCAGUUUGUGGGUACUGGAGAGUCGGCCCAGAUUCCGUGCACUUCUGCCGAAAAAACUGAGGACGGAGGGUUAUCAUUCAGUUGGUAUAAAAGAAGAGAAAGCAGUUUGCCAGUUUUAAUCAAACAUUGUAUUGAUGGAAAAACCGGGGACAGAUUUGUCUGCAGAUCUGAAGCUUACAGUCAAAACUCAGUGCUGGAGAUCUUGAAUGUCCAGAGGUCGGAUUCUGGCAUUUAUUUCUGUGUCACAAGAAAUUAUAAUGUCAGCAAUGGAUUAUACCUACUGAUUGUUGGAGACAGUUAUACCCCGAGCACGCGGGUGAUGCUUUUAAAACCCUCUAAGCAAGGGCCGUCUUCCCAGUUGGGGAACCAGCUUGCUUGCGUGGUCCAUGGAGCGAACAACUUAGUCCAGGUUUCCUGGGACGUCCCGGGAGAUCUCCCGCCUGAGGCCUGGACCCUUUUAGCAAAAAACAACAGUGGAUCUUUAACCUUCGUCAGUCUCCUUCGCUUCCCUGUGGAAUUACACAGCAGUGGGGGAAAUAUCACCUGCAAAGUCAGGUUCAACUCCUCCAGCACCAGCGUUAAGAAGAGCGCUGUGUUCAAUGCAUCUUCUUCCACAGACGAUCACGGGAACUGCCAAGUCUACACAGUGUCCUUCGCUGUCAUGGGAGUGUUGGCAUUACUGCUCAUCUUCCUGAGUUUUAUUUGGGUCCGAAUUGGCCUUUCCAGGCCAGGUAAUAUGAGGAGCUACACCCCGGGAAAGAACAAUGACAAUAUGCCCUAUGAUGGAAUUUGCUACGCCCAACUGGACUUCCAGGCAAAGACCCAAGAUGAGAGGAAGAGAAGACCAGCAGCGCAAGGGAAGAAAUCCAAAAUUUUGAAGGACGUCUGAGAAGCAUCAGUUGCUAGACUC